Molecule: messenger RNA, 4285 nt
Organism: Pundamilia nyererei
Lineage: Eukaryota; Metazoa; Chordata; Actinopteri; Cichliformes; Cichlidae
Gene: nfxl1
Product: nuclear transcription factor, X-box binding-like 1
Exons: 25
Coding region: 83-2647 (854 amino acids)
Biological process (GO): regulation of DNA-templated transcription
Cellular component (GO): nucleus
Molecular function (GO): RNA polymerase II transcription regulatory region sequence-specific DNA binding; DNA-binding transcription factor activity, RNA polymerase II-specific; zinc ion binding
Source: RefSeq, a predicted model, not a curated record
GCAUGCACCGCGUUGCACUACGCAUGACAAUCAGGCACCUGGCUCCACUGUGCUGAGUGUUGAGAGGCAAGAGGCAGUUGCCAUGGAGCCCGCCUGGCGACAGCAGGGCCGCGGGCGAGGCCGGAGUCAGGAGGCUCAGGUUGAAAGGUCACGACCCCUGCAGAAGGAGAGAGAGAGGCCAGGCACUGCUACGGGAAGAGGAGUCAGGACGAAGACGGGCUCUGCGCCUGAACCUCCGCAUGGUUUGGCUGUCCAAUCCAAGUUUGAGGAGAUCAGGAAAUCCAACCAGGCUGCUGCUCAGCGAUUGGUCGAGAGCCACUUCAGCUCCUCCUCCUCCUCUGAUGAAGACGACAACAGCAUCGAUGAUGGAGAUCACAAGGAAGGAAAGAGAGGGAAGAUCCUGGCAUCCGCCUUCACCACCUACACCGACCAGACAGGCGGGGAUGCCACUGGCCUGCAGAGGACCGGUCAGUACGUCAGCGACCUGUUUCAGUCCGGAGCGCUCACCUGUCUGAUCUGCAUCGCCUCGGUGAAGAGGACACAGGCGGUGUGGAGCUGCUCCAGCUGUUUCUCCCUCUUCCACCUGCCCUGUAUCCAGAAGUGGGCCAAAGACUCGGUCUUCCUCGUCUCCUCAGUCACUGAUGAAGACUUUGGUCAGAAGCAGCAUCCGUGGCCCUGUCCAAAGUGCCGUGCAGAGUAUCCACCCAGUGCCACCCCCAACAGGAGUCUGAGCUCCAGUUGUGGAAGGUUAUUUGGACGCCCCUGCCCUCCAUGUCCAAAGAUGGUGUCGGUGUCUUGUCUGUGUGGCAAAGCACAGCCCCUCCCCCGUCGCUGUAGCAACAAGGCCUGGUCGUGUCAGCAGCCGUGUGGAAAGUUGUUGCUCUGCAAACAGCACAAGUGUUCACAGCCGUGUCACACAGAGUGCGCGCCCUGUCCCAGAGUCAGCGUUCAGAAGUGUGUGUGCGGCAGAGAGAAGGCAGAGAGGCCCUGCGCCAGCCCCCGCUGGACCUGCCAGCAGGUGUGCGGCGCUCCGCUCUCCUGUGGGAACCACACCUGUGAGGAGGUGUGCUGCGAUGGCGACUGUCCUCCAUGUCCUCGCUCCAUCAGCAGGACGUGUCCAUGCGGAAAGACCAAGUCGUCUCUGCCGUGUACAGAGGAAGUGCAGCCAUGCGGCGACACAUGCGAUCGCCGUCUGGCAUGUUUGAAGCACACCUGUUCAAUGAGGUGUCACCGAGGGAGCUGCGAAACCUGCAGACAGGAGGUGGAGAAGGAGUGCAGGUGUGGGCGAUACAGGAAGCAGAUGCCGUGUCAUAAAGAAUACCUGUGUGACUCCAAGUGUCCCAAAACCAGGAACUGUCAGAGACACCAGUGCAGGAGGAAGUGUUGCCCCGGUAACUGUCCCCCCUGCGACCAAAGCUGCGGCCGAACCCUGGGCUGUCGGAACCACAAGUGUCCCUCAGUCUGUCACCAAGGCAGCUGUUAUCCGUGUCCAGAGUCGGUGGAGGUCCGGUGCACGUGCGGCUCGACGGUUCUUGUCGUCCCCUGUGGCCGCGAGAGGACCACCAAACCACCUCGCUGCAAGGAGGCCUGCAGGUGUCCUCCGUCCUGCCACCACCCGACCCGAGAGGCUCACCGCUGCCACCCCGGCACCUGCCCCCCCUGCAAGCAGCCCUGCCUGCUGCCGCUGCCCAGCUGCAGCCACACCUGCCCGCAGCCCUGCCACGACGUGGUGCUGGUCAAGUCCCAGCAGGUUCACUUAGCCGGACCGUGGGAGCAGCCGUCUGAGCCCGCGUUUGUCAAGAAGGCUCUGCCCUGCCCGCCAUGCCAAGUCCCCCUACCGACGGCCUGUUUUGGAGAACACGAGGUCAGCCCGGUGCCGUGUCAUCGUCAGGGUCGUUUCUCCUGCAAGCGACCCUGCGGACGACCUCUGACCUGCGGCAACCACUCCUGCAGCAGAGAGUGUCAUCUGGUUAACAGCAAUCCAUGCGAGGUGUGUGAGGAGGACUGCUCUAAGCCCCGCCCAUCCGGCUGCCCUCACUCCUGCCCCCGCCCCUGUCACCCAGGCGCCUGCCCCCCCUGCAGCCAGAUGAUCCGCCAGCGGUGCCACUGCAAGAUCAGCCUGCUCUACGUGGAGUGCACGAAGCUGACCGCAGCCGACGAGCAGACCAAGGAGGCCCUGAGCUCCUGCAACAACCAGUGUCCCAAAGAGCUGAGCUGUGGCCAUCGCUGUAAGCAGGUGUGCCAUCCAGGUGUGUGUGAGGAGACGUGUCAGCAGAAGGUGAAGCUCCGGUGUCCCUGCAAGAGAAUCAAGAAGGAGGUGCUGUGCUCGCUGUCGGCUCAGUUUGCUGUUGAGUGUGACGACAUCUGCAGAGAACAGCAGAAGAAAGUCAGCCAGCUGAAGGAGGCGGAGCAAAGAGCGGCUCAGGAGGAGGAGCAGAGGAAGCUUCAGGAGGAGCUGGAGGCGUUCGAGAAGCGGCAGCAGCGAGGAGGGCGGAGGAACAAGAAGCGGGGUAGAAGGGAGGAGGUGGACGACGAGCGCUCAAAGGCGGCAAGGUGGUGGAGGAGGUGUGCCGCCUUUGCCCUUGUCCCGCUGGGCGGCGCGCUGCUGUCUGCCGCCACCUACUACUACCUGCAGGAGUCGGCCUGAGCAGACGGCGGCGUGCAAGCUUCUGUUUCCUGCCGCCAUUCAGACGCUCGCUGCGACUCUUCCCUUGCGAACCUUGUGUUAACCGUAGCAGCAGUGGCUUUAGGUUAGGUUGGAUGGUUAGAACUUUGAACACAGCGCUGCCUCAUGUUUCAGAACAAAAGGAAGUUUCUCCUUUUUCAUUCAGUGAAAAGUUUGAUUGAUUUUUAGUCUGAAAGCAGUGAAGAAAAACGUUAGAAUAGCUGCUUUAAGUGUGACUCUGACUAAAUUGUUGUGAGAGAUGAGCUACGUGUGGUUUGUCACUCCGUCACAUAAAGUAAGACUUUGUGACCAUGGUAACAGGCAUGACUGACUACGUCUGAUCAAAACUUAUGGGAAAGUGAUUUUCCCCUCUGCUACCUACCAAAUAUCUCAAUUAUGUGAAAAAAGGUCAAAUUAUUUGGCCUGAUCCUGAUCCAGUGGUUCCCAAACUAAGCAGCACUGCAGUUUCAUAAUGUCCCAUGAGGUUCCAGUGAGCCAGUCCUUUGUUUAUUUGUCUAACAUUACAGAAAUAAACAUGUUUACAAUCUGAUAUAAAUAUAUUUUUGCGUAACACAUGUACAGAAAUGCAGUAACCAACAAGGUAAUUGAGAGUAUCAAAAACCUGAAACCUGUAAAAAUAACCUUCAGUGGAAGAAGGGGGCGGGGCUAAACAGUGUUUGUGGAGUUCCACAUGGCUCUAUCAUAGAUCCUCUACUUUUUAUUCUGGUUUAAAUUAUAUUCUUGUUAAGUAUGCUGUCUUUACCCUUUCAGCACAACUGUAAGGUUGUUGGCUCUUAUGAUGUCUCACCUGUUUAAAGGGUUGAUGUUUGCAUUAGUGGGUCGUGGUCUCUGUGGGACCUCUAGGCUGUCUUUAUGCUGUUGGAGCCUUUGGAGACUGGGUCUGUUUCGUGGUGGAGGUUUAACUGGGACAGAAAUAAAGAUUUGGGAACCACUGGGUUGGUCUAGUUUCAUCAUCAGUUUCAUGCACACUGACAUGGAGCAGUGUUAGAUCAGGCAGGCCAUGAAGUCAGCUCAUGCCUUACUGCACAUCAGUGUGCGGCGAUAUUGAAACUGCAUACAUUAGCUUCUGUGUCUAGAAGCUGCUUUGUGCCCACCUGCAGACCAGCUCCUGCUGUCCUGCUGGGUGUCUUCACUGAUGUGUGUGCAUGCCUGCAAAGAAAGCAUGCACACAUGAAACUGAGGUUGUAGUAGAGAGACUGAUGCUGCAACAACAACACAUCCUAAUGAUUCCUGUUUUCAUCCUGGUAAACCUCUAAUCAACCUUUAAUAUUCUCCAUAAUUGUUUUUUAAUGUGUUUCUAGUUCAAAAUGAAAAUAAGAGAUGAACAUUUUGACGCUUAAGUUGUAGUAAUUGAUAUCUUUGGUUCCCUUUUCCUCAUUAAUGUACCUUCAUUAUUCCCCCUAAUGUGUAAUCUUUAUGUUUGUGUAAGUUUAAAGUACAAAAUGAACAACAGGAAGUUUCUGACUGGAAAAAUCUGAAAUAAAUCUAGAGUCAUUUUUGUGAGGAAUCCAUCAGAUACUGGAACUCAACUGUCUAAUAUUCAUGCUGAAACGUUUCAAUUGUUUUGAUUUUGAUUUAAAAAUUUUCUUUCAUAUUUUU